Messenger RNA from Neogale vison (American mink), 2072 nucleotides. It is a transcript of the gene ENKUR, whose product is annotated as enkurin, TRPC channel interacting protein. Gene Ontology annotation, molecular function: calmodulin binding. Bases 1227 to 1919 code for a protein of 230 amino acids. The record is from RefSeq and is a predicted model, not a curated record. NCBI's taxonomy places the organism in Eukaryota, Metazoa, Chordata, Mammalia, Carnivora, Mustelidae. The transcript has 5 exons. Gene Ontology annotation, cellular component: acrosomal vesicle.
AGUGUAAAACAAUAGUUUUCAGACAUGGACAAUAGGGCAGUCAUCCCUAAGAGAAGAGAGACAAGCCUCACAAUUGCCCAACAAUCUUCUUAGAAAGUUUCCAGGCCAAAGUCCAGGGAAGAAGAAUUUAAACAAAAUCCAGCAGUUCCUUGAGUAAAAGGAGACAGAGUUCAGAGUCUGGGGAAAUCAAGGCAUGUAGAAUUCACAGCACUGAGAUACAAAGUACCAGAGAGGAGAGAACUGAAGAGAGAGAGAGUGUGUGUGUGCUAUAGAAAUAUACAAGAAGAUUUCUCUGAAGUCUUGGUUGACAGUACAUGUAUGCAAUGAAACUAUGGAGGCCAGAGAAAUAACCAACAGAAGGUAGUAGAGUCAGAUAAAGUUCGAGUUCCCACCAGCCAAAGUGGAAACACCUCCUAAGGCACAGGGCAUUGAGUAGUGCGCUCAAAAGUAUAUUGCCUCAGUAGUGGAGCCAAAUUAGAACUAGACUCAAAGAUCCUCUGGACCCAGAAAUAUAAUGCAUAACCAAAAGAAAAUUAGUCAAUACAAACAAAGAAAUGGCAUUAAUGAGAGAAUUAGUAGACAAGACCAUUAAAACUAUUUUAAAUAUUCUCCAUGUAUUCAAAAAGAUAGAGGAAAACAUGAGCAAGAUACAGAGAGAAAUGGAAGGAUAAAAAAAGACAAAAAAAAAAAAGACCAAAGCUGAACUUCUAGACAUAAAGGAUACCACUUCUAAAAUGAAAAUGGUCCAAUGGAUGGAAUUAACAGUAGCUAAAACACUGAAGAAAAUAUUGUUGAAUUUGAAGACAUAGUAAUAGAACAAUACAAAAUAAAAGAAAAAAACUGAAAAGGAAAACAGUGAAUAGUGAGUUGCAGACAACAUCCAACAGCCUGACAUAAGUAUAAUUAGAUUUGCAGAAGGAGAGGAGAGAGAUGAGUAAACAGAAAACAUAUUUGAAUAAUGGCUAAAAUUUGACAAAGUUAAUGAAAUUUCCAAAUCCACAAAUACAAGAAUCACAAUGAGCCCCAAGCAGAAAGAAGAAAAAGGAGAAGGAGGAGAUGGAGGAGAAGACCAUACCAAGGGAUAUUACAAUCAAAUUUCUUAGAACCAGUAAAAAAGAGAAAAACCUUAAGAGCAGCCAAAGGAAAAAGAAACAUCACAUACAGAAAAAGAAAGAUAGCAGAUAUCUCAUCAGAAACAAUGGAAGACAGAACUUACAAGGUGCUUAAUGUACAGUUCCAUUUUUAAGACAUCUGUAAAAGAGGACAUGCAAAAACAUAAAACUGCAAUGAAGACUAUGGGACCACCAAAAGUUGAAGUACCUUCUCCAAAGGAUUUCCUGAAGAAACAUUCAAAGGAAAAAACUCUACCACCUCAAAAAAAGUUUGAUCGGAAUGAGCCCAAAAAGCCUCCCGUGCCCCUGAGGACUGAGCAUCCAGUUAUGGGAAUACAGAGUGAAAAAAAUUUUAUAAAUACAAAUGCAGCCGAUGUCAUCAUGGGAGUGGCUAAAAAGCCUAAGCCAAUUUAUGUUGACAAAAGGACUGGAGACAAGCAUGAUCUUGAAACCUCUGGACUAGUUCCAAAAUACAUCAAUAAAAAGGAUUAUGGCGUCACACCAGAAUAUAUAUGUAAGCGAAAUGAAGAAGUUAGGAAAGCCCAAGAAGAAUAUGAUAAUUAUAUCCAGGAAAACCUUAGGAAAGCAGCUAUGAAAAGGCUGUCCGAUGAAGAAAGAGAGGCCGUUCUGCAGGGGCUGAAGAAGAACUGGGAGGGGGUGCAGAAGGAGUUUCAGUCCCUCUCGGUGUUCACCGACUCCAUCCCAAAGAAGACCCGCAAGCAGAAGCUGGAAGAAGAAAUGAAGCAACUGGAACAUGACAUCGGCGUCAUCGAAAAGCACAAAAUUAUUUAUAUCGCCAAUAAGUAAUAAUAGAUUUAAAAAAAAAAUAGAGUCAUUUUAACAUAGGGGGAAAAAGUGAAACUUUGCCUUUCAAAGGGGAAAAUACUAUGAAGAGAAUAAAAAUAGUUUUGACCAAAAUGCUGAGGCAAUGAUUAAAGGAUAAUCGAAUUAUUCGACUGA